AUGCAUUUCACCACCCCCGCCCUCCUCGCUCUCAUCUCCGCUCCCCUUGCCUUCGCCGCUCCCACUGCCGGCAAGCACGACUACAAGACCGACUGCAAGAAGGAUUUGGAGGCCAAAUGGAACGCUAAGGAUAACGGCUGGAAGAAGAACGAGAAGCUCUUCUACUUCGACGCCGAAUACGUCGUCAAGGCCACACCCGACCAGGUCAUCGCCAACACCGGCGCACCUGCACCCGGUCAGCCCGGCGCCAAGGGCCUCUUCAAAUACGGCAUCAACAUCGCUGAGAACACCAUCUGCUACAACAUCACCCUGAGCGGUGUCACUGGAGACUACCAGUCCCCUGCGCUCACCGCGACUCACAUCCACGAGGCUGUCAAGGGCAAGGCUGGACCACCCAGACUUGCCUUCCCCAACCCUACCGGCCCCGAUGAGCGCCGCACUUCCGUUGGCUGCCUCAAGGGUCCCUUCACCGUUGGCGUUAUCAACCCGACUACCCAGAAGGACCAGGCUGAUGGCUUCCACGUCAAGCAGAUUGUAGCUAACCCCAAGGGCUUCUUCACUGACUCGCACACUGCGCAGUUUGUUGCUGGUGCUGUUAGGGGUCAGCUUGGAUACUAG
This is a messenger RNA of Alternaria ethzedia, 618 nucleotides long. RefSeq lists its product as uncharacterized. Bases 1 to 618 code for a protein of 205 amino acids. The transcript is spliced from 2 exons. Lineage: Eukaryota; Fungi; Ascomycota; Dothideomycetes; Pleosporales; Pleosporaceae. The record is from RefSeq and is a predicted model, not a curated record.